Plasmodium malariae is the source of this 798-nucleotide messenger RNA. It is a transcript of the gene PH, whose product is annotated as PH domain-containing protein, putative. The transcript is spliced from 2 exons. The record is from RefSeq and is a predicted model, not a curated record. NCBI's taxonomy places the organism in Eukaryota, Apicomplexa, Aconoidasida, Haemosporida, Plasmodiidae. The coding region runs from base 1 to 798 and encodes 265 amino acids.
AUGUAUUCGAUAAAAUUAUUUGUUUCCAUUUGUCUGUGUAACAUCCUCUUAAGCAGCAGCAUCCCUAUACUGUUUAACAAAAAUCUUGACAAGUGGACAAGAGAACUUUUAAAAGUUUCUAAAAGUGAAUAUAACAACUUAAAUGAAAUAAAUGAGCUCACUGAUAGAAAAUUUUGUGGUAAAUCCCUUAAUCACUUAGCAGGAUUAAUAUUAGACCAAUCGGAUAGAGAAGCAAAAUUAAUUAUUGAAGGAUCUAUUACAUCCAAUAAAUUAAUAUUUAAAUUAGGAAAUAUAAAAGAAAAAGAAAUAAACAUAAGUGAUAUAACAUUACCAAUAGAAACUUUAUCAAAUAAAUGUAUCAACAUACGACAACUUAAAGACAAUAUCGAUUCUACAAUAUUGUGUUUGGCUAGUAAAGUUCUCAGAAAUUUUUGGGUUAAUUCUAUAACGGACGCCGUCCUAUGUAAACUAACAAAAAGUAAAGGAAAAUUGCCCCAAUUUAAUUAUGCAAUAGAUAAUGAUGAAAAGAGCAUCGAUGAGAAAGAACUGGAAGAGAAAGAGCAAGAGGAUGAAGAACUAAGCAGUAAAGCACAUGUAAAAGAAAAUGAAAAAGAUCAAGUAAAAAAAAAAAUUAUUAAUGAAGAAUUUGAUGAAGAGCAAGAAAACAAGCAAAAAGGUCUAAAAUUGCGUAUAGCCAAAAGUAAAUUUGGUCAACCAAAUAUAAAAAUCAAUGGGAAAAAUAUAGAAGAUAUUAAAAAAGAGGGGUCUGAAAAGGAAAAAAAUAAACUAGAAAAUUAG